Molecule: messenger RNA, 1845 nt
Organism: Scatophagus argus
Lineage: Eukaryota; Metazoa; Chordata; Actinopteri; Scatophagidae
Exons: 2
Coding region: 209-1516 (435 amino acids)
Molecular function (GO): protein binding
Source: RefSeq, a predicted model, not a curated record
UGCUAGACUGUAGCCAGGAAGGAGAACCCGACCAUGGAGGCAGGCGCUUUAUAAAAUAAAUCCAUAUCAACAUCAACUUCAAGCAACAAAACUUGGCGAAAAUGAAGAUGUUUCUCCUGGUGAACACAUCUCAUAGUGAUGAUAACUCGCAAAAUUAACGCCACUGUUAGCUAGCUAGCUAACAAGUACAGUAGCUAACAGUAAAAUUAUGGCACAGCCGGCUCUACUACUUCCGCCAGAGGUGUGGAACCACGUUUUUCAGUAUCUGUCAGCGACAGACAAGUUCGGCGUCCGGGCAUCCUGCAAGUAUUUUAAAAAACUUGUUGACCACGGAUCUCUUUGGAAGGACUGGUCAGUUGUUCUGGGUUUUCAAAAUGGCCCUUACAACAGUCAGUUCUGGACCACUCUUCGCCGCAGGAAAGUUACCAGUGUGGUUAUGAGGAGCGCCAAAGCUAAGGAUUGGAGACAGCUUGCCUUGUCCCUUCCUACUCUUACCACACUGGUACUGGACCCAAGCUCUAAAGCGAGCCUCGACUGCUUAAAGGACUUUCCACAUCUGAAGCGUCUUGCUAUCAGAAACAGUUGCACUUCUCUUUUGCUAGAUGCGUCCACAGUGUGUCACCCCCAGCAGGUGACUCACCUUAACCUGUGUGAUGUUAAGUUACCCACCACAGCACUGAGUCCCUUCAUUUCUGCUGUCUCCCAGUUUGUAAAUCUUACAUCUCUGGUUUGUCAUAAGAUUGUAAUAUUUGAAGAAGCAAUUUUGAUGCUUCGCUCCAUACUUGCCUGCCUGCCUAAGCUGAAACAUCUCUCACUGUCGGUCGUGCACACUCUCUACGCCAGUGCGAGACGCAGGCCAGGUUGCUUAGGAGUACACGGACAAGCUGGAGCUCCGUCCCUGUCCAGUUUGGAACUUAUCGGUUGCAUGGAGCAUUCAUUACCUGAAGAUGCAAUGAAGCUUAUGCCUGGCCUGAAGAGUCUUGCUGUUUUCUACAGGCAGGCCCACCAAGAUAUGUCAGAGAGAUGGCCAUCACCUGCGUGUCACCUGAAAACAUGGCUGAGUGACCUCCCUCAACUGUCAACCCUGGUCAUUGUCAAGGGACCACCUGUGAAGAAGUAUGUCACCUCCAUUCCAGCCACAGUGACCAGUCUCACAUUGUGUGUUGCAGGGUUAUCCUUACAGGACAUGGCAGCCAUAACGAUGCAAGUACCAAAUCUCCUGCACCUGCAUAUAGACCCCUGGCCUUCACAUUUGGGAUUUCAUGCAGCUCAAAUCCCACAACUUUUUCCAAAGCUCAGAAGUCUCAAACUUCGCCAUGAACAUAUACCAGAGAAGGAUUUCUUAGCUCUUCACCAGCUGCAGGACCUGCAGUACUUGGAGAUCCUGGAUAGCCGCCCGCACCUCUCUGAGCUCACCAGAAAGCUCCAGGCUCUUACAAAGCAUAGACUUCAGGUGAAAAUCUCUCCACACCAGAGAGAUGUUCUCUCUUGUUGUUGUCCUUAUGAGGUGUAUUGAAUGAACCAGAUGUUCCCAACCUGCGGCUCAACCUCUGACAAGGGAUGACAAAAUAAAUGUAGGAGGUUAUGAGAUAAAUCUUUGGAUUACUUGAUUGAAUAAGCAUCUGUUUGCUUUAAGUGAUCAUCAGCCAAAAGAUCAGUGUCUAACAUUAACGCUGUCCGAAACUCUAUAUCAGAUUUUAUGUACAGAGUUUAAUACAGCGUUUGAUAUACACACUUUGUUGGACUUUUUGCAGUUUGGAUAUUAUCUUUUUUUUUUAUUUUGUACCAUUUUGCAAAACUGUCUGCUAGCACAGGGCUAGCAAUAAUUUGUAUUAUUUAACAUAA